AUGUCACCGAAAUUAAUACCGUACUUAACCGACAUUAAGGCCAUCAGUUCGGCCAGUCGUAUGACGUGUUUCCUCUCAAAUACCGGUGCCCUUUACUACUGUGGCGAUGUGUUCCCUUGCCCAAAAUUAACACCUACCCAGAUUCAAAAGGUUGCAUUUCACGAUAUGUCCCAGCUACGUUCGUAUAGUAAUUUCACAUUCGUACCAGUUGUGCUGGGUGAUAAAGUUUACAAAAUUGACAGUGCUAACGAACGUAGUGAAAGUAAGCAUGCUGAUUUUAUAAGUUUCUAUGCCGAAGAAUGUCAAAUAACUUAUAACACGCGUCGCGUACAUCACAAUCAUUAUCUCUAUAAGUUUAAUGAGAUACAGAAAAUUGGUCAGGGUGGCUUUGGGUCGGUGUACAAGGUGAUGAACCUUUUUGAUCAAAAGAUUUAUGCGGUUAAAUGUGUUCCGUUUGAAGAUACAAAAAAUAAGGGCAAAGUGAUCAGGGAGAUUAAAAAUUUGGCCACAGUAAACUCGAACUUUGUGGUCAAGUAUUAUGACUCGUGGAUCGAGCGCCAGUGUCUAUACAUACAAAUGGAGUUGUGUUUGGACAGCCUAAACAAAAUACUAGCCCUAAAACCUCAAGUAUUUAAUCGUCAAUUGGAUGAACCCAUGUCUUUGUACGAGUACUUCAUAUCGUGUGAAAUAUUUCGACAACUUUUAGAAUGCGUUCAAUAUUUGCAUGGUUUGGAUCCGCAGAUCAUUCACCGGGACCUCAAACCCGACAAUAUAUUGAUUUCGGUUAAAGUCAAAAAUGACCGAUUUAUUAAAUUAUGCGACUUUGGCCUGGCUACCAUGCACGAUAAACGCAUACAUUAUAUUACCGCUAAUAAGCACACGGCUGACGUGGGCGAUGUUAGAUAUAUGGCACCAGAGAUCAUCCAGGGCAUGAAGUACGGCCAUAAAUCCGAUUUGUAUAGCUUGGCGCUAAUUGGUGGUGAAAUAUUUAGUAUUGAUCUAUUUACCGAAAAGUUAAUGAGCAUUGUCACUGGUAAUGUGGCCCGGAUUACCAUCUCCAUGCAAAAUUCUCAAUACAUUGAUGAAUUAACUGUGUCCAUUGAAAUAUUGCAAGAUUUAUUGGACUCCAUGAUAAACUUAAAAUGGGAAAAACGGCCGGAAUGUUGGGAAGUGUUGGCUAAAUAUAGCGAGUGGUCCAUCGAUAAUAGUCUGGACACAAAUGACCUACAAUUUAAGGCAACACUCGAGACCCUUGAGUCGCACGAGAAUCCAUUUUUCAAUAAAUUCUUGCUUAACAUAUUGCAACGUAAAUGGGCCUCACUGUCCAUAUUUGAAAAGUUUCAAAAGAUACGAUUGAUGAAAUAA
Molecule: messenger RNA, 1365 nt
Organism: Oppiella nova
Lineage: Eukaryota; Metazoa; Arthropoda; Arachnida; Sarcoptiformes; Oppiidae
Source: the annotation of a GenBank genome assembly